Drosophila miranda is the source of this 2639-nucleotide messenger RNA. RefSeq names its product receptor expression-enhancing protein 1 (gene ReepA). Gene Ontology annotation, molecular function: microtubule binding. Lineage: Eukaryota; Metazoa; Arthropoda; Insecta; Diptera; Drosophilidae. Gene Ontology annotation, cellular component: endoplasmic reticulum tubular network; cytoplasmic microtubule; endoplasmic reticulum membrane. Gene Ontology annotation, biological process: endoplasmic reticulum tubular network organization. The record is from RefSeq and is a predicted model, not a curated record. The coding region runs from base 461 to 2545 and encodes 694 amino acids. The transcript has 7 exons.
CAAAUAUGGCUGCCCCGUGAGGCCGACGCACUCGCCUUGCCCAAUAUGGUCCGACCCCGAACGAGGCCACACUCAAGUCGUCUGCCUUCUGUCCGCAGCAACUCCGUGCUAAACUAUUGUCAGUAUAAAUAGAGUGCUGCAAUCUAAUCAACAAUUGCUCCGGGAUCGAGUAGAUUACUAUAGGGGAGGGUAGGAAUAUCGUGAUCCAUGUCGAUCGGGUGAAUCUUUCGCAAUCUUCCGCAUAAACGUGCUGCUGCUGUGGCUGGCGUCUGCUGUUGCUGUCUCUCAGCGAGACUAACAAUAUGUGCCGAGCGUUCGUUUAUUAAUAGACCCCCCGCCUGAGCAUUAGACGGGCUUGCACUGUGCUCUCUGCCUGCCUUGGCCAGUAGUCUGUGCUCGGCAUUCUAGCCGCUAGGAACCGCAACAAAUUUUCGGGUGCUGGCAAUGCAUCGCCAUCGCCAUGAGCCGGCCAUUCUAUCAGCAGGAGCCGAUUUUCUAUCAGCGGCCAGUUAAUAUUAAACGCCUGCGUCACCCGGCAGGAAGCGUCUAUGGGCGCAGCUACUCGCUGGAGGAAGAGCACCAGCAUCAGCAGGAGAAUGUAGUCCCCGUCUAUCCAAAGUUCAUUUAUGCCAACCAGCGGCAUCCGAAUCAGCUGCCGUUAUACCAGCUAGGGGACUCUCUUAGCUCUUUGGACAGUGAUUUCGUAGAUGAUUACAAUGGCCCCUACAUAGUCGAGCAGCCCGUGCCUCCGCCCACUCCCAAAGUCGUGCAGAAUCUGAACGCACUGGGCAGACUCCUAGAUUUGCUGCAGCGCUGGCCAUUGCCUUGUCUCUCCUUCAACACAGCCUGCAUCUGUUCGCUCAUCAUUAUAUUUUUAGCGCCGCGGACUUGUGCACAGAGUUUAUUGUUUCCCGCUUUCAGAUUGUUCUUCGGCACCCUAUAUCCGGCCUAUGCUUCGUACAAGGCGGUGCGCACCAAGAACGUUAAGGAAUACGUAAAAUGGAUGAUGUACUGGAUUGUCUUUGCAUUUUUCACCUGCAUUGAAACAUUCACAGACAUCUUUAUAUCCUGGUUUCCAUUCUACUAUGAGGUCAAGGUGGUUCUGGUAUUCUGGCUGCUAUCGCCAGCCACAAAGGGCAGCUCCACAUUGUAUCGCAAGUUUGUGCAUCCCAUGUUGACGCGCCACGAACAGGAAAUCGACGAAUAUUUGACUCAGGCCACAGAGCGGGGAUAUUCGGCGGUGCUACAACUGGGCUCCAAAGGAGUCAACUAUGCCACCAAUGUCAUAAUGCAGACAGCCAUAAAGGGCGGCGGCAAUCUGGUUCAGACGAUCAAGAGGAGCUACAGCCUCAGUGAUCUGAGCGAGCCAGAUAUGCACCGCACCCAGGAUGAGCUGGACGUGGUGAUGAGGUCGCCCAUGUCCUCGUCGGUGGUGAUGCGCACACAGCCAACUGCAACGCGACUCCUACGGCCACGCAACCAGACGCCCGUGGGCAGAUCUGCCAGCGGCACGCGUCACUCCACUGGGAUGUACUUUACGGAGGUAGAUGUGACCGCCAAGAAUGCGGGUGACUUCAACUACAACAUACGCAGCCAGGAUGACAUCAGCUCUGGCUACUCCAGUGCCGAACCGAUUAGUGGACUCAGUCGCACUUCGUCCAUGACAAAUGCUUCCAAGGGCCGUGUCAAGUCCAAGCGCAAUGAGCAGUUGCUGGAGGAGAUGAGAGACGAGGUAUUUUUGGAGAAUCAGCUAUACUUUCAAGAUGUUCGCCAGGAAAGGGCAGAAGAAUUAAAGGGUUUUCACAAUGUCGAGAGGAUCACACAUCAUGAAGUUGAUGAAGAGGAUGCAGAAGAGGAUGACUUCUAUGAAGCCAUGCCGUUGAUAAAAACAGAUGAAGAAGAGAGAGCCGCAGAGCUCGAAGUUCUGUCAUGUGGAGAACCAAAGAAAGAAGAUCCAUUUGAAGCGGAAAAUAUGAAAACCAAAGACGAGGCAGUGGAGCAUUUGAUUCCAACUGAAACCAAGACAAAAACUUUGCAAACAGAUGAACCUAUUCGGUCGGAUGAAGCCACUCCAACCACCGAGAGCAAACUAACUGAUUUAGCAGCACCCGUCAUAGAUCCUUUUGUGCUGGUAGUACGCUCUUUGGCCACAGAUACAGAUCCGGAACCGUCCGAACGAUCGAGGCCAGUGUCGCCACGGGAACUGCGCGCCACUUUGGAGGAGAUCAAGCACAGCUUUCGGGCCCAACUAGAGCCAGAGGUACAGAUGUCACCUUCUCCCUCCCCUUCGCUGCGUCCCAGGGCCGUGCAUGGUAAGGGACGAGCACCACCGCCUCCGCCUCCGCGGCCACCAAAGCGACACUCGCUGAGUCCCCAACCAGAUGCCAUUAGCCAGACGUCGACUGGCAGUGUAGAACGCAAGUCAGGUAUCGGCCAACUGUUCCAGAAUAUCAAAGCUAACGUGCUGCGUAACAAAGCUAAUCCCAGUCAGCUGGCAGCCCCCAUGCCAGACGAGCCAGUGCCGGUUAGGGAGACGGAGAUCUAAAGACAAAUCCAUGUCUACUAGCUGCACCACCUUGCCCAGGACCAGCAGCCGCAGGACUGAAAAAUCCCAGAUAGGAAUGGCAACAUCAUCUUCU